Messenger RNA from Cucumis melo (muskmelon), 2096 nucleotides. RefSeq names its product RNA-directed DNA methylation 4-like. The record is from RefSeq and is a predicted model, not a curated record. The transcript is spliced from 11 exons. NCBI's taxonomy places the organism in Eukaryota, Viridiplantae, Streptophyta, Magnoliopsida, Cucurbitales, Cucurbitaceae. The coding region runs from base 694 to 1791 and encodes 365 amino acids.
AAUCCCCAACCGCCACCAAAGUUUAUGAGUAUUUUUUUAGCUAAAAGAAACAAUAAUUCUUCUUCUUCUUCGUUGGAUUGGAGACCUCUGCAGCCCCCUUUCGUUCCAAAAUCUCUCUCAUAUCACGACAUUCACUCACUCCCCGAACACCCAUCAUCCAGUCGCCGCCGUCAAAAUUCGGAAUCUCCGUCACCGUCAACGUCGAUUGAAGCUUAUUCGCGGCUUGAUUUCUUCAGUCGUCGAUCAAAGCACCACCGUGAAGUUUAUCUCUAUUGUGCAUCCGACCGAGCUGCGCCGCUCAAAUCGUCUACAUAAACAUUCGUCCAGCCUACGUCAUUAAGUCGUGCCGCUUCUUUCUAUUUGGUAGCCGAUCGAGUCGCUCCUUCUUCGUAGCUGCUCACUUUCCGACCGCUGGAAGUUGAACCCACGUCGUUGGAGCAGUUUUGCGUAAGUUUUGGUUCUUUCUUCAUCAUUGCUUGCCCUAGCCACAUUGAUUGAUGCUAUAGUGAGGGUCGGUCUGAAAGAUCAGGGACUGGAAAAGGCAGGGGUGAAACAAAGUGUGCUUCCAAUUCUAAGGAGACUGUUGAAGCCCAAAAGUAUCAUUGUCUGACUGACCUAUUCAGUCUUAAGGGGCCUUGCCAAAAAUAUUCCUCAUGCUUUUAGGGAAUAGAAAAUAAAACUAUUGCCUGUUGUAUGGCGCUUAUUGGCGAGAGCUCUUCUUCUGUUCCCAAACUCGUGGACGAAAAGCCAGUUUUAGUUAGGGUUAAGCGCAAAGCUUCCCAAUCUCGACUUGAUGCAUUAUGGCUGGAAAUCAAUGAGAGGCCAUUGAAGCGACCAUUCUUGGAUUUUGAGAAUUUAUCAAUUUCAGAAACACUCUACAAAGAGGAAUUAAAGACCAAGAAGAUUCUUGUACAGCAUGUGGAGACAUUAAGAAGCUCUGAGGCCACUGCUGAUAUUGUGCAGUCUUUUGUGGCACCUGAUGCUGCUUCCACCAUUGAAAAUAACCUAAAGAAUGAGGAGCGCAGAAGAAAUUUUAAGAGAGAGAUUUCGAGACAAGAUCAGUUAUUGGUUAAAGCUAGACAAGAACAAGAGCUUGUGGCAAAAAACGCUAGAUUUGAGCAGAUAUGGAGAAGUAGGAAAGGGGUUAAAGAUGAAAAAGAUGACCAGUUACAUGACGUAUAUCAUAUCUAUGAUAUUGUUCGUCUUGAUACAAAUGAAAUAUCAAGUGAAGCCCCAAGGCAGGAACAAAUGUCUCUGGAGGAUCAGAGUAUGUUAUCAAGUUAUCUGCCGUUACUAAGGGAGUUUAUUCCAAGUGCCGCUGCCGAAAUUGAAUCAGAUAUAGAUCCAAGCAUGAUGAAACAAAAUUUGCCUGUAGAUGAUUAUGUAUAUGACUACUAUACUGUGAAGACUGAUGUGGAGAUUCCUGAAGACGAUGCCUCUCAUCCAUUUCCUUUGAUACAAGUUGAUGACUUAGAUCAUGAUGGGCCUAGUGACUCAGAUUAUGAAACUGAUGAUUCAAAUGCUGAAAACAAUCCAUGCUUCGAUUACCCAGAUGAGGAAGAGUUGGAGAGUAAAUCUUCAAAUGAUGAAUUGGAAGAUAGUGAUGAUGAGAAGCAGUCCUCAGAAAGUAAUGAUGUAGAAGAGGAUGAGUUAUCGGAGGAGGAGAAAGUGGAAUUAUAUGAGGAUGAAAUAUAUGAUGAUUUUGAUGAAGAUGAUGGUGCUGAUAGCUUUGAUUAUGAUAGUAAUGGUGGUCAUGAUAAAGGUGAAGAUUGGAGAUGGUCCUAUCGUUGAAUUUUUCACUAGAGAUAGAACAAGCUUUUCAUCCUUGGGAAUGAACGUCUUUUUUUAAUUAGGAUUUAAGCUAUUUGCUUAUUAGGGGAGGAUUGCUUGCUAUGAUUAGGGAUGUAAUGUUGGAGAUUUAGAGUCUUUUUGCCUUGACUAGGGAAAAAAUUUAGAUUGAACUUCAAAAUUUUUCAAAAGUAAAUUUUGAGGUGUCAAAUACUUCAAUUUUGAAACUCAUUUUAUAGUUAAAUACUUGAAAUGUUAAACUAAAUUGAUUCUAGAAAAUGGUAUGAAUAUUUUAGUUGACUUUUAAA